Molecule: messenger RNA, 2403 nt
Organism: Alnus glutinosa
Lineage: Eukaryota; Viridiplantae; Streptophyta; Magnoliopsida; Fagales; Betulaceae
Product: tRNA (guanine(26)-N(2))-dimethyltransferase 2-like
Exons: 12
Coding region: 258-2021 (587 amino acids)
Biological process (GO): tRNA N2-guanine methylation
Cellular component (GO): nucleus
Molecular function (GO): RNA binding
Source: RefSeq, a predicted model, not a curated record
GGGAAAAUCCCGGUGGCAGCAGUCACGUAGGGUUUCCACGAGUAGAGUAAACGUUUCGUAUAAAACUAUAAAAGCACCUCCGUUUCAUGUGUAUCUUCCUUUCACGAGCUCUCAAGCUCCAACAUCAGAAGCUUAAAACCCCGACAAGAACAAUAAGGUCUCAGACUCUCUGCCACUCACUCUUACAGUUUUUGUGUUCCUUCUCUGCUACAUAUAAGUAAGAACAGGUACAAGAAGUGGAGCAGAAGAAAAAAGAUAUGCAUGAAACUGGUGGAGGAGAAGGAACAAUGUCGGUGGAUCUCAAUGAUUACGCUAUUAUCAAGGAGGGAGAGGCUGAGAUUCUCAUGCGCAAGAAUGAAGUCUUUUACAAUCCGACCCAGGUUGACAACAGAGACAUGUCCAUUGCUGUCCUGAGGACAUUUAUAUCCAAACGUAAAAACGAGCAUGAAGCACUUUUGUUGAAAAGAACAAAAGCUGCACAAAAGGCUCCUGAGAAGGAUUCCUGUGAACCUGAUGGAGAAGCAGCUGAGGAAUCUGGCAUGAAUGUUGAAAAUACCAAUGGAGAAUGUGAAGUGCCUGAGGAGAUAUCUCAGGAUGAACCAUGUAGCAUUUCAAAAGAAUCAGUUAAGACCCCCGAGGGAAAAGGACGCGGGGAAAUGAGGCCACCAAGAGUUCUUGAGGCCUUGGCAGCUUCUGGUUUGAGAUCUCUUAGAUAUGCUCGUGAAGUAGAAGGAAUAGGUCAAGUUGUGGCACUAGAUAAUGAUAAAGUGUCUGUUGAAUCUUGCAAGAGAAAUAUUAAGUUCAAUGGUUCCGUAGCAUGUUCAAAGGUGGAAUCACAUCUCACUGAUGCUCGUGUAUAUAUGCUCACCCAUCCAAAAGAAUUUGAUGUGGUUGAUCUUGAUCCUUAUGGUGCACCUUCCGUGUUCUUGGACUCUGCAGUUCAAUCAGUUGCUGAUGGGGGCAUGCUGAUGUGUACAGCAACUGAUAUGGCAGUACUGUGUGGGAGUAGCGGGGAGGUUUGCUAUUCCAAAUAUGGUUCCUAUCCAUUGAGAGGGAAAUAUUGCCAUGAAAUGGCUUUGAGGAUCCUCCUUGCCUGUAUCGAGAGCCAUGCAAAUCGGUACAAGCGGUACAUUGUUCCUGUUCUAUCUGUUAAGAUGAACUUUUAUGUCCGGGUUUUUGUUCGCAUAUACACUUCUGCAAGUGCAAUGAAAAACACUCCCAUUAAGCUAUCUUAUGUUUAUCAGUGCACUGGUUGUGAUUCUUUCCAUCUCCAGCCGAUUGGGAGGACAGUCUCCAAGAACAACAGUGUAAGAUAUCUGCCUGGGUUUGGCCCUGCUGUUCGUCAAGAUUGCAGUGACUGUGGGAAGAAGUUUAACAUGGGUGGGCCUAUAUGGUCUGCUCCUAUCCAUGAUCAAGAAUGGGUAACUUCCAUACUUGCAGAUGUGAAAUCUAUGAAGGACAAGUAUCCUGCUUAUGAUCGUAUCUCUGCCGUAUUGACAACAAUAUCGGAGGAACUGCCUGAUGUUCCUCUAUUUUUGAGCCUGCACAACCUCUGUGCCACUCUUAAAUGCACCUCCCCGUCAGCAGUAAUAUUCCGUUCAGCUGUGAUCAAUGCUGGAUUCCGUAUAUCCGGUACCCAUGUAAAUCCACUGGGGCUGAAAUCAGAUGCUCCGAUGGAUGUCAUAUGGGAUAUAAUGCGCUGCUGGGUCAAAAGUCAUCCGGUGAAAACUCAACCACCAGAUCAACCAGGAAGUGUGAUACUUGCCAAGGAACCAGUUCUUCAAGCUAAUUUUGCUCGAGCUGUUGCAUCUCUCAGUAAAGCACAAGCCAAGAAGGUGACACGCUUCCUUCCAAAUCCUGAAAGUCAUUGGGGCCCGAAGCUGAGGGCAGGUCGUCAAAUCACCAGCAAGCACAUCUCUCUUUUGGGUCCACAGGCAUUAAAUGGAACUGUUAACCAUGAAAAUGGCGAAGAGCCUACUGCCAAGCGUCAAAAGAUAGAGGAGCCCACCCCAAAUUCAUGAAUUUGAUUUCAUUUUUGGGAGUAUGUCUAUGAACAAGCCUGCCUAGUUCUCUGCCAGCUCUCCCAUUUCUUUUUUAUCUUUUUUUUCUUCAAAAUAUUGUUUGCUUUCUCUGUUUCCCCUUUCCUUUCUCCUUUUAAAAUGUGCUCGCGCACGCCUGCCUGUGUUUGGGGGAUCGGAAAGGGUCAAAGAGAGCGAGCGGGAGAGAGAGAUCAGGUUCUAUCCCAAGAAAUGGUGGACGGUUAAAUAUGAUUAAGAAAAUGGGAAUUGAGAAACUCUGGUGAUAUUAGAAGUGAAUUUGUUGAAAUUUUUGAGUAUUUUUGAAAUGCAUAAAUAAUGUAAAACGUUAUUAUUUAUUUGAAGUUAGAGGAGUUGUUCACUUGCU